AUGUUCUCCGGCAAGAACUCUCCUAAACCGCCUCUGGUGCAAAAACCCAUCAUCGACGAAGUAUCAGUUAAUCAACUUGAAUCUUUUUUCGUCUUGUACUGUUUUCAGCUGGAGGUUGUCAUUGAAGCUGAAAAGCAAGCUGCAAAAGAUUUGCUUCGUGAAAAGAGGAAAGAUAGGGCUUUGUUAGCUUUGAAGAAGAAGAAGCUUCAAGAAGACCUAUUGAAGCAAGUCGAUGGUUGGCUUAUCAACGUAGAGCAGCAAUUGGCAGAUGUUGAACUUGCGAGCAAGCAAAAGGCGGUAUUUGAGAGUUUGAAGACGGGAAAUAAAGCAGUUAAAGCCAUACAAAAUGAGAUAAACCUCGAAGAUGUUCAAAAGCUGAUGGAUGAUACUGCUGAGGCAAAAGCUUAUCAAGAUGAAAUCAAUGCUAUUUUGGGAGAGAAGCUAUCAGCUGAAGAUGAAGAGGAAGUUUUAGCAGAAUUCGAGAAUCUUGAGACCGAGAUGAACCUUCUAGAUAUGCCAAAAGUUCCAUCUGCAGCGCCAUCUACAGAAGAACAAGACGAGGAGAAGCUGGAUCUUCCUGAUGUUCCGACCAAAGUACCGACCAUCCCAGAGCCCGAUUCUUCGCCUGAAAUUGAAAUUUCCGAACAUAGAAAAGUUAUGGAGGAGCCAGUACUUGCUUGAUCUGGACAUCAUUCAAUUAUGCGUAAUCGAGGAUCGAUACACGGGCCUCCAUCCCACCACCAUUACUCACUGUAAUUUUAUUUUAAAAUAUCGUUUUCUCAUAUUUAGUAUAUUCCAUGUUAUUUUGCUCUGUCAAAGUUUCCAGAUGACAAAUGUUUCUUCUUCAGUGUUCUGUAAAUUAGUUUUCGUUUUUCUUGA
Erythranthe guttata (spotted monkey flower) is the source of this 879-nucleotide messenger RNA. The record is from RefSeq and is a predicted model, not a curated record. Lineage: Eukaryota; Viridiplantae; Streptophyta; Magnoliopsida; Lamiales; Phrymaceae.